AUGUGGAUCGAGAGCAGAGCCCUGCUCGAGCCCUGCGACGACGGGGCCCAGCAGACGCGCGACGAGCUCCGGCGAAGACAAAUCGUCGCACUCGAGGUCUCGUUCACAGAGCUGGCGAAGAGCGCGCGCCUAGGGGGCUACGAGGUCUACAAGAUUUCAGACAGGAUCGGGCCAUGUGACACAUGGGCCUACUUCCUACUGGACUGGGGCCGCAACUACGCGAUCAAGCAUAAGAAGUCCGACGGCCCCUGCUUCGAGAUGUUGAUCCCCUCCGCCGCGGGCCCGUCGGCCGACGAGAUCGCGGUGUUCGAUGUGGUGUGGCCUGGAAUGGAGGGGCUCGGAAGCCCGCUCUCCGACGCUGAAUGCAAAUGCAUUGGCGUCAACAGGGGCUACAAGUACCCUUCCAACACGUGCCUCGCCAUGUACAGUCGCGAGAAGUUCGGCCUCUGUAACCCCGGCCUGGACGAGGGUCUCCCCGCCGGCCAGGCCUCCCUUCCGAUGCGCCGACUCGACAAGGCCCUGCCCGAGGUGCAGUGCUGGAAGACCCAUGAAGCCGUAGAGGAAAUGUACAAGAAGGGGUACGACCCCCAGGACCGGUUCGGCGGCCCCCUCCCGGCCGCCUCGUUUAUCUCCCCAUUCAGGGGCGCCAGCGUCGCUGACAAGCAGGCGGCCCACAGGGUGCAGCUCGGGCGCAGCAUCGGCUCAGCUCUCCGCCGCCGCGCGGCUGCUACCCUGGGCGCGGCCAUCCACGAUCCCGACACCUCAGACACCGCCCUCCCCGACAUUGAAGGUUUUCCAGCGGUCACCACCAACGACGUCGACGAGAGCAUCGGGACGGUCUUCCAGCGCCCCAGGACUGCGCUAACAGUCACUCAGCUCGACCGCGCCGCUACAGUCCUCUCCCUCAGCGACCUCUCCAGACGGGCAGUCGGUGUCUUCUCUGGCUCCAACACUGCCACCGACCAACCCCUCCUGGCCCUCGCUGCCAAAGACGAGGACCUUUGGGCGACAUUCGGCAUCCUCGCGCUC
This is a messenger RNA of Prorocentrum cordatum, 1029 nucleotides long. The record is from the annotation of a GenBank genome assembly. Lineage: Eukaryota; Dinophyceae; Prorocentrales; Prorocentraceae.